This is a messenger RNA of Striga asiatica, 2528 nucleotides long. Lineage: Eukaryota; Viridiplantae; Streptophyta; Magnoliopsida; Lamiales; Orobanchaceae. The record is from the annotation of a GenBank genome assembly.
AUGUCGAUCCAAUCCCUAGUUAGCGAGGUUAAAAAUGAGAUUUUGUGCUCCGGCGAUUAUGAUAAUAUGGUACAUGAAUUUGUAUCUCAUUGUUUUGCUUACGACAUGGCUUGGCUGGCGAUGAUUCCCGACAGGGAAAAUAGAAAUGGUCCAAUGUUCAAGAGUUGCCUGAAUUGGAUUGUCGAGAACCAGAAAGAGGGAGGGUUUUGGGGGCAAAUUGAACAAGACGAUAACCUCCCCUCCGUCGAUGCUUUGCCUGCAACUCUUGCUUGCUUAGUGGACGCAAUCUUGAAAAAUAACUACCAAAACCUCCCACGUGAAUUUAUUCUAUCCUUUCCCGCCAUGAUUGAAUUGUCGAUCGAGGCAGGUCUUCAUCUUGUGUUCUCUCCUAGAGCAAGUGACAUGGUAACCAACAUUUUCAUCAACCGACAUCAUAUUUUGGAAACGGAACUACUAAAGAUGAACAAAUCCGGUUACUACAAUCCUCCAUUACUAGAACAUUUGGAGACAUUGCCGUCCAAGUACUACUUUGAUCGACCCGAAAUCGUUGAACAAUAUUUGAGCCACGACGGGUCAAUGUUUCAGUCACCGUCAGCCACGGCUCGAGCAUUUAUGAUAACUGGGAACCUUGAUUGCAUGAUAUAUCUUGAAUCUCUCAUUCGAAACUUUACCAACGGAGUAUCCUCAAAAUACCCUAUGGAUGGAGACCUACUUAAGCUAUGCAUUGUAGACCAUUUACAAGGAUUGGGUCUAGCUGAGCACUUUGGUGAAGAUAUUGAGAAAAUCCUUGCCCAAAUUUAUAGUAAUCAAAAGGAUUAUAAUAAUCCAGAUAGGACAGAGAUAGACAUGGUCCAUAAGUUAUUCAAAGAUGCAUUGGCUUUUCGGCUUCUGCGAAUGCAAGGGUAUUUGGUAACUCCAGGAAGCUUCUGCUGGUUUUUGCAUGAACCCGAAAUCAUGGCAUACAUUCAACAAAAUUCGGAAAGGUUCACUUGCGUAAUGUACAAUGUAUACAGAGCCACUGAUUUACAAUUUCCAAGAGAGGCUGAAAUGGAAGAAGCUAGAAAGUUUUCCAGAAAAUUACUCGAUAACAUAAGUACCACAUAUGGAAAUUCCAACUUAUUUUAUUCGAAAGGACUUCAGAAUAUGAUUAUGUACGAGUUGAACGUUCCCUGGACUGCUCGUCUCAACCAUCUUUAUCAUAGGAAGUGGAUUGAAGAAAAUAGAACUAGCCCUCUGUGCUUUGAGAUGCCUCCUUUCUACCGGUUAUCUGGCCCCAAGAACAAUAAGCUACUGCAGUUAGCAGUGGAAAACUAUGAAUUCCGACAACUGAUAUAUAGACGAGAGCUGGAGGAACUUAAAGGCUGGUCCAAGAAAUGGCUACUUAGCGAGAUGGGUUUUGGGAGGGAAAAGUCGGUGUAUACGUAUUUUGUAAUGGCUACUAGCAGUUGCUUUCCUUUCAAUUCAAACAUGCGAUUAGUUGCAGCAAAGGCCGCCAUAAUCGUCACUGUUGCCGAUGACUUUUACGAUAUGGAAGGUUCAUUGACUGAGUUGGAAACCUUGACCGACGCAAUUAGAAGAUGGGAUGGCAGAGGAUUAGAGGGGCAUGGCAAGACCAUAUUUGAUGCCCUUGAUGACUUUGUGAAUGAAUUCGCUACAUGUUCUUGCGGGCCUCAAGAAAGGACCAAAUUUGUGACGACAUUACGAUAUCUUAGAAGAUGGAGCUUGACCGGUUACAAACCGUCCAUGGACGAAUAUCUUUUAACCGGCAUGAUUUCAAUUGCAACUCACACGAUUGCUCUUCCAACCACAGAUUUCAUGACCCAAAACUCCACAAACGGAUCUUCCGACCCAAACCCAAAAUAUCACGGCAUCACGAAACUGCUCAUGUCCCUUUCCCGCUUAGCUAACGACACACAGAGCUAUGAAAAAGAAAAACUAGAUGGAAAGCUGAAUUACGUCUUGCUCCAUUCGGAGAAAAACCCUAGCACGAGUGUAGCUGAUUCAGUUGCCUACAUUAGAGGUAUUAUUCAGGAUAUAAGGAAGGAAUUCGUCGAGCACGUGUACAUGGAUAGGGAUGUUAAUGAGUCGUUCAGGAAAAUACAUUUGUGGAGCAUGAAAAUAUUUCAUAUGUUUUUUGAAUCCGCCAAUUUAUUCGACAGCGAUACUGCGCUUGUGGAUGAGAUACAGAGAGCCCUUUUUGUUCCAAUUGUUCAGAAACCGAAGCCCGAGCCUCUGUUAAGACCCCCUGUACCCUUCACCCCUAUAAAGAAUGUGAAGAAUAAAACCGAGAUUCUAGCUAGAUUUCGCCCUUUCACGAGACGUUCGGACAACAUAGGCUUCAUCAGACCAUCAUUUGUGAAGAAUUCAACUUCUUACGUUGGCAGGGAGAGGAUGAAUGUCAAUGUUCCAAUACAGUUUAGUUUGUAUUUUAUUUAAUAGUCAAAGGGUUCCUCUGGUUUGGGGGUAUCAUGUCGGGUGAUUUAUUUAAUUAAAAAAAAAGUGGAGAACAAUAAAAAAGAAAAAAAAAA